This is a messenger RNA of Enterobius vermicularis (human pinworm), 4067 nucleotides long. Lineage: Eukaryota; Metazoa; Nematoda; Chromadorea; Rhabditida; Oxyuridae. The record is from the annotation of a GenBank genome assembly.
AUGGAAGAAGUUCAUGGAGGACUCUUGAAGGCAGAGGACAUCUUGCACGUUUUACGCGAUCGCGUAGCUGAACUGCCUGGUACCAGAGAUAGAAAGGGCCGUCCAGUAAUUGUUUUUCCUGCUCGUGAUACGCCAGUAAACCCCGACCAUACUAGGAAUAUUCUUCUUUACCUUCACACCGUCACAUCGGAUGAAUACAAAGAGCAUGGCUUUGUUUUCAUUAUCGACAUGCGACGAGGGACAACAUGGAGUCAUGUGAAACCAGUUUUAAAAGCUAUUCAGGACCACUUUCCUGCUGCUGUUCAUGUUGUUCUGAUAAUUAAACCAGAUAACUUUUGGGAAAAGCAUAAAACUUCCGUUUCAAGUGGCAAAUACAAGUUUGAAGUUCAGAUGAUUUCUGUAGAAAAUUUGGUGAAAUAUAUUGAACCUUCUCAACUUACUCGUGAGUUUGGCGGGACACUGUCUUACGACCACGACGAAUGGCUUGAGAUAAGAUUGGAGCUGGAGAAGUUGAUCUGGCAAAUGAUUGAUGUUCGGGAAAAUUUUGAAGCUUAUAGGAAAGAAAUUGAGAAUGCUGCAUUACCGGUAGAUGUAGCCACCGCUCAGAGAGCCACGGCUGCUCAUGUUGCUUUGAGAAAAAAGAUUAUUACUCAGCGCAUAUGUGGCUCAUCGAACUCUGCCAAUGAAAACGGAUUUACUUCUCCAAAUGGUUAUCCAGGAGUUAAUCCAGAUUUAGCUUCAGCAUUGCCUCAUCUUACAGCUUUGGUUGAGCGAUUAAGAGAAGAAAUAUUUGUUAAGUGGGAGACCCUGAGACAAAAAUUGGAUCAUUGUUACCAGUUAAAGUUGUUUGAGCAAGAUGCGGAAAAGAUGUUUGAGUGGAUCCGUACACAUUUUGCCUUGUCAACCCAAAAAUUUUUGGAUAUCGGAGAUUCUGAACAAAGUACCGAACUUUUGAUUGCAGAACAUCGAGAAUUCGAAAAGGCAGCUAAUAAUACAGAGGUGAAUGUUUCGCAUGUUAUGACUGUCGCAAAACGGUUAAGAGAGAUUGGGAAUUAUGGGAAAGCGCAAAUUGAAAGUGUAGCGAUGAGGUUGGAAGAGGAGUGGAGGCGUUUCAAAACUGCUGUGGAUGAGCGGACAAAACUGCUUGAUCUUGCAUUGGCUUUUCACCAUAAAAGUUUUUUAUACUUGUCUAAUUUUACGGGUUGGAUGGAGACAAUCGGGGAAGGUAACAGUAUUAGACAGUGUACUGCUGAUGAAUUGGAGAACGCAAUUGCGGAACAUAAACGUUUUGGGGAAAAUUUUGUUCAGGUUUAUGCUGAGGCAGUAGGCAAUGGCCGCGCCUUAACACAUAGGCUCAAGUCUCUUGGUGGGGAAGGUAUGGUACAAAAUGAAUCAUUUCGGUUUGUUGACGAUGUUAUUCAAAAAAUAACCCGAGCUCACAGAGAACUUUACUCUCAGUGGGAAUCAAGGAAAUUGAAAUUGCAUUCUCGUUUGGCUCUUAUUGCGUUUGAAACUGAUACUCGUUUGGUUUUACAAUGGCUUGAGCAACACGGCGAUGGAUAUUUGAACAAGAACACAUCAAUUGGUUUGAAUCUUUCGCAGGCAAAGGUUUUACAGAGGAAUCAUUCCCAUUUUCGUUCAGUCGCUUCUAAUACGUAUUCUAAUGCUGAAAAACUUUUUACUGCAUCAAAAACGAUAAUUGAAACGGGUGAGGGGGAUGCGAAGCAAAUGAGUGCAGUAGUUGAAGAGCUAAGACGACGCAUCGAACAAUUCUCUGCAAAAGUUGAGGCUCGGCGUCUGCUUUUGGACAAAUCUGUCCUGUUUUACACUCAUUAUAACGAAAUGAUGCAGUGGUAUGGUAGAAUGGAAGCUAAAGGUGUUACGUAUGAGAAAGUCUCAACAAGUGUUAAGGAAGGUGAGCAUCGUAAAGAAGAAUGGAAUGCAGAAUGUGAGGCGACGGUGCAGGCUUUCAAAACAACUAUGAAAGAAGGUGACCAAUUAGUAAGGGCUUUGGAGCAGCAGGCAAGAAGUAUGAAUAUCGACAACACUGAAACCAUUCGUGUUGUCGAAGGGCUCGUUAGUGAGAUAGAACAGCGUCAUAAGAAACUUGCUGAUACAUGGCCUCGACAAAGGAGUGCAUUGCAGUUGGCAGUUCGGUUUGCUGUAUUUAUUCAUGAAUGCAAACAGAUAAUUCAACAGCUACAGAAUUGGCAAGAUGAUAUGAUCGCACUGAUGCGUUCAGACAGUUUUGCCGAAAGGGCGGAACGCAUUCUUCCUUACCAAGAAGAAAAUACUGAACAGGUCAAAAAUGCUGUACGUGAUAUUAUGAACGCGGCUGCUCAGCUUAACCAGGCCUUGGAUACCAGUGAAACCCGUUUGACGGAUAGUGAGGGAGUUCCUGCAUCUGAAUUGGUCAGUAAAAGUGUAGAACAGUUGUCUUUUCGACAGCACGAGGUAAUGCAGGUGGCUCGUGAAACUCGUUUAAGGAUUGAUAGAUGUAUGCAACUCAGCCGUGUUCGUGCUUUAGCUUUACAAACAAUAUCGAUGAUGGAUCGCGAAGAAUUGAAUUUGCUUCGCGCAAAUUUGAUUCCAUCUAAUUUGGAGGAAGCGUUGCACGCUCAAAGUAUUCAUGGGAAUUUUCAACAUGCUAUGGAGCAAACUCAGCAGACGUAUGCGAAUUUUGUGGAGAAGACUGAACAGCUAAUCAAAGCUGGGAGUGUUGAUAUAGAUGCUGUUGGGGAACUCAACGAGCAGGUUAGGAGCAAAUGGCGUGGGUUGGUUGGGCUUAUUGAAGAACGGAAUAAGUUGAUCCAAGCUGCUAUUGGGUGCUAUAAAACUCUUCACCAGGGACUGCUUCCUAUACUGGACCAGUUAGAAAAAGAAUAUAGUGCUGGCGCUGUAAAAGACUGGUGUAAAGAGUGCAGUAGUAGCAGUGAUAGAGUAGAAUAUAUCUCUGGCCUUUUGUCAAAGCAUAUGGAUUACAAAGAGAGGUUUAUAAAAGGAACUUCGUAUGCACAGAAGAAUUCUGAGUUAUUUCUCAAAUAUAUUCGAAGACUUCAUUCACAAAAAUCCUCACAUACGGAUUAUAUACGGACCCACGAACUUCGGUUGUUAAAAACGAAGGAGGUUCUGCGGGAUAGACAACAAAAAAUUUUAGAUUUAUGGAACAAAAAGAAAAAGCAGCUAGAUUGUUGUCAACAGUCUGUGCUGCUAGAAGCAUCAGCAAACCAGAUACUUAGUUGGAUUGAACAGGAUGGUGAAAGUUUUUUAAAACUAUGUUUUGGACGGCAGUUGGUAGGAGCUCGCAGAGAGCAAAUUGAUUCUUACACUGAGGAAUUCAAUACUUUCAUGGUUGAUGUUAAGCAACAAAGAGCGAAGGUCAGAAUGCUACUUGAAAUGGCUCAGAAGCGUUUAUCAGAUGCUACAUUUGAUGACACACAUGGAAAAGAGGUAGAGGAUUGGAUGGGAACAGUCAGGUCGCGAUUUGAAAAAUUUUGCUCUCGGUUGAAUGAGUAUGAGAACAAUCUUUCUUCAAUCUCGGGGCGGAAAUCUGAGCUUAACAAAACGAAAGAGGAGCUGUCACUUGAUCGUCAUAGCGAUUCCAGUUUGGAGUCAAAGAUCGAUUCAUCAAGGCUAGGUAACGAGGCAAACAGGAAAGUGAGAGAGCCUAUGAUGGAGUUAAUCAAAUCGGAAAGAGAUUAUAUUGAUGAUCUUCGUCGCUGUAUAAGUAUUUAUCUAGAAGCAUACAGAUUUGCUGAAAAAACGGUUCCUGCAGCUAUUCGGAAUAAGGAAAGGGAGAUUUUCAGUAACAUUGAUCAACUUUAUAGGUUUCAUAGCGAAAUGAUUUCUCUGUUUUCACUUAGGAUUUUCCUGCCUCAGCUAGAAAAAUAUGAAAAUGAUCCUGAAGAAGUUGGUUGUUGCUUUGUUUUCUCAGUUGAAACCUUAAACAAUUUGUAUACAGAAUAUUGUGUAAACAAGGAGCAAAAUAAUUACCUCAUUGGUUUGCCGGAAGCAAUCGAAUUUUUUUCUGUAAGUGUAGAAUCAGGAUUCAGACGAAUGAUUUAAAG